UCCAUUGUUUUUGAAAAAGCGAAGUUUUUGGAGCGCGUUGGUACACGCCUAUAAAACCGAGGCAAAAAAUUGUUGCUCACGACGAAUUGGAAGAAGAAGAAAAUCUGGGUCUUCUUUGAAAGAAUCAACGGACAGACUCAAUUGAAAACUCACAGCUGGUUCAUGCUCUGAUGGAAAUCGCUUCAGCCAAAUGGUUAUCUGAAUUUGAAAUGGAAGAUCCAACUUUCAUCAAUCAGUACAACUCUCUGGAUUACUCUCUGGAUGGACUAAAUUUCCAGUCUUUUUCAUCAGAAAGCUAUUCCUCUUACCCUAAUUUCAAUACUCCCAAAUGUGCUCCACACCAACUCUUGAGCACUACACCCAUGGAAACUCCUCAUCAUCAGACGACCUCCAUUGAAAGACCAUCUAAACAGCUCAAGAGCAACAGUUGGAAUUCUUGCACCACCACUCAUGACCACCAAAUAAGCACCAAGGCUUCCUCAUCUUCUUCCUCCCACUUGAUUUCCUUCGAAAACAACUCCGCCGAAAAGGCAGUAAUGCCUCCAACUUCGGAGCAGUACUACGCCUCACACGGCCCCAUAAAGCCGAAGAAUGAGGUAGGAUCCGAUGGAAACAUGAGUGUGUUUCCAUCUUUGAUCUCUCGAACUUCCUAUGAAACACAAAAUCAUUCAAUGAAACACACGGAGGGAGUCAAAAGUUCCAGUACGAGUGCUGGCACUAUGAGUCGUCGGACGGCUAUACAUGCUCAGGAUCAUGUAUUAGCGGAGAGGAAGCGUAGAGAGAAGCUCAGUCAGCGUUUCAUUGCUCUCUCAGCUGUUGUUCCAGGCCUAAAGAAGAUGGACAAGGCUUCGGUCCUUGGAGAUGCAAUCAAGUAUGUAAAACAACUUCAAGAACGUGUGAACACACUGGAAGAACAGGCGGCGAAGAAGACGGUAGAAUCAGCUGUAUUUGUGAAGAGAUCUCUGGUUUCCGGUGAUGAUGAAUUGUCUUCGUCGGAUGAGAACUUCGAUAGCUGCUCCGAUCAGCCACUUCCCGAAAUCGAAGCGAGAGUUUCCGAUAAGGAUGUUCUGAUAAGGAUCCACUGCGAGAAACACAAAGGAUGUUUGUCUAACAUACUGAGUGAAGUAGAGAAGCUUCCUCUUACAAUUGUCAAUAGCAGUGUGUUACCCUUUGGCGGUUCUACUCUCGAUAUAACCAUAGUUGCUCAGAUGGAUGUCGAAUUUUCCAUGAACGUGAAGGAUAUCGUAAGAAAUCUAAGACAAGCUUUGCUCAAUUUCAUUUGACGCAAGUUCACACCUUCUGUGCUUUGGGAUAUUUUCUAUGUUGUAAAGCUCGUGAUGAUGACUAGGAAAUGAAAUCCAGUGACCGUUUAUCUUCAUCAGCAGUGUCUUUUUUUAUUUCUAUAGCUACGUAUCUAUGUUUUGGAAGGAAGAGAUAUAGACCUGUAAAAUCCCAGUAAUCAAGACCAAACAGCCAUUUUCAUGGCUUUUUAAUUUGCUCGCUGCGAAGUUAACUAUUCCAUUUUGCAGGUGGGUUUUUCCGUGUUAGUCUCUUUUUGCGUGGUCCAUUAGAUUGACUACGUUGAAUAUACUCACGUGUUAUAUUUGUAAACUUUUUUGAGGAAGGUGGGGUUUUUUGAGAGGUUUUGACUUUUCCACUACUUCUUUCUUUCCCUACCUUCUCUUAAUUUGGCUUUUUUCUUCAAAGUUGGACAUAGAACAGGCUAUUUCUCUUUGUUUCUUUCUUUCUUGUGUAAUAGGGUUUAUCCCCACUCUGGGUUUCUGUUCUUUCUAUGUGCAAUAGGGUUUAUCCCCACUCUGUAUUUGGGUUUCUGUGUAAACUUCUUUGUGAUUUAGUAUUUAACUAAUUAUCGUUAUUAUAUAUAUAUA
Messenger RNA from Ziziphus jujuba (common jujube), 1889 nucleotides. RefSeq names its product transcription factor bHLH25. Bases 171 to 1283 code for a protein of 370 amino acids. Gene Ontology annotation, molecular function: protein dimerization activity. Lineage: Eukaryota; Viridiplantae; Streptophyta; Magnoliopsida; Rosales; Rhamnaceae. The transcript is spliced from 5 exons. The record is from RefSeq and is a predicted model, not a curated record.